Messenger RNA from Ictidomys tridecemlineatus (thirteen-lined ground squirrel), 6831 nucleotides. RefSeq names its product mediator complex subunit 20 (gene Med20). Gene Ontology annotation, molecular function: transcription coactivator activity. Gene Ontology annotation, cellular component: mediator complex. The record is from RefSeq and is a predicted model, not a curated record. Lineage: Eukaryota; Metazoa; Chordata; Mammalia; Rodentia; Sciuridae. Gene Ontology annotation, biological process: regulation of transcription by RNA polymerase II.
UUUUGUGGGGCGAGGCUAGGGGUCCUGAAGAGCCUGGAGUAACCGGGGAGAAGGAUCUGGACCAUGGUCCGCCGAUUCCUGGGAGCUGCGCAAGCUGCCCUCGAGUGGUGUGAAUAAAGAGGACACUGAAAGGGCCGCGGGUUCUCCGGCCUUAUUUCUUCAGUGAUGCUCCCUUCAUCCUGGCAGGUGGCAGGGCAGAGUGUGUCCCAGAUGCCUGUGGCUGAGGGCAAGAGUGUGCAGCAGACAGUGGAGCUUCUCACCCGAAAAUUGGAGACGCUUGGGGCAGAGAAGCAAGGAACAUUUUGUGUGGACUGUGAGACUUACCACACUGCUGCCUCUACCCUUGGCAGCCAAGGUCAGGCUGGGAAGCUGAUGUAUGUGAUGCACAACUCGGAGUAUCCACUGAGCUGUUUUGCCCUCUUUGAGAAUGGCCCUUGCCUUAUUGCUGACACCAACUUUGAUGUGCUCAUGGUGAAGCUCAAGGGUUUUUUCCAGAGUGCCAAGGCCAGCAAGAUUGAGACCCGGGGUACCCGUUACCAGUACUGUGACUUCCUGGUGAAGGUGGGCACGGUCACAAUGGGGCCCAGUGCCCGGGGCAUCUCUGUGGAGGUGGAAUAUGGCCCCUGUGUGGUGGCUAGUGACUGCUGGAACCUGCUCCUCGAGUUCCUCCAGAGCUUUCUAGGCAGCCACACGCCAGGGGCUCCUGCAGUGUUUGGAAACAGACAUGAUGUGGUCUAUGGCCCCGCAGAUACCAUGGUCCAGUACAUGGAACUCUUCAACAAGAUCCGCAAGCAGCAGCAGGUGCCGGUGGCAGGAAUUCGUUAGUGACUGGCUAUUGCUGGCUGAGUUGUCACCAUGUGUACUGCACAGCAGGAGCAAGGGCUGUAUUCUCAAGGAUCUGGACGCUAGAAACCCAGGGCAGACAUGGAAGCUUCUCUCCCUCUGAUUCCCAGCUGUGGUUUUUGCCUGGGGCUCUGGACUCCCCUCCCUUGACCCCCAUAUGCAGCCCUCAACAGCUGUCUUACCCAACGCCUUGCUGGAUUUGUUCUGUCCUCAAGAAUGGUAAUUAUGAAGAAUGGAGAAGUUUGGACCUUUCCUGCUAUAGGGGAAAAGGUAGGACAGGGUGUCCCUGCCUAGUGUUGGAGGGAAAAACAAUGUGUACCUUCAGCUGUUGAGGAUUUGACCUGGGCCCAAGUGGCUAUGUUAUGCUUCAUGUUGGGCUGUGCUGUCCUGAAACCCCCUCCCCUCUACUCUAGUAGAGGGACAGCACAGCUGGUAGGAUGGCUCUCAUUUUUGACCUGUUCAUGGAAGUGACUUGUGACAUGGCUUUCCUAGGGCAUUGCCUGGGUUCUUUGAACUCUCCUCUUACAUCUUUCCCUUCCAUUGUGGAUUACAUGAUGCAACAGAAUUCACUACUGUGCAGAACCAGAAGGAUGGGUUCUUACGAGAUAGAAGUCUGUUUUUGUAUUAUCUAAUAGUUUCAGAGAUAAUCAGGUGGUUGGGCAGAUCUAACUCUACAAAGUCACCAGGAACUCUUGUUUCCUUAUGUCUUAUUUUUCAGCCACCCCCAGAAUAUUAUCUUUAAGCAAACUCACUGGCCCCAUUGUCCACUGGAAGGACGGGGAAGGAUGAAGAGAAAAGCAGUUUCUUUUUUAAAGGUUAUGGUCUGGAAUUGCUCAGAUCACUGUGGCUACACUUUGCUAAAAGGGCUGCUAGGAUAUAGAGCCUUUUAUCUGGGCAGUCAUGGCCCAGUUACAGCUCAGAGGGUUCUGUGACUAAAAGGUGAAGGGGAUAGGGAUGAUGGGGCCCAUUUAGUGGUUUCUGCUACAUGAAGCUCAAUGAACAUGUCAGGAAUGCUCUUGGCAGCUAUUUCUUGAUUAUUACGCCCUAUAACAAAGGCAUCUGCCUUAUGAGUUGGAUUGAAUAAUGACUGAUCCCAUAGCCUCUCGGGGUUUAUUGGAAGUUAGCUGUGCACCUCUCUAGCACUCAGAGGUUAGUAUUGACCAUGAUAUUUGCAGCAUGCUUCACGGUUCCCUGAAGUCUUUGUCCUUGCCUCAUUUCAGCCCCAAGCUGCUCAUUUGACUUGAACUGCUUGCCUAUCUGACUCCUGGUAGAGAAAUAUUCAGCCAGGCUGGGCAUGCUGACACAUGCCUAGUAUCUCGGCAGCUUGAGAGGCUGAGGCAGGAAGAUUGCAAGUUUGAGGCUAGCCUGGGUGAUUUAGUGAAACUCUGUCUUAAAAAAUAAAAAAGGACUGGGAUAGUAGCUUAGUGAUAAAGUACCUCUGGGUUUGAUUUCUAGUAUCAUAGGAAAAAAAAACAAAAGCUCAACCAGGCUACUUUGUGAUACAUACAUAGAUCUGGUCUUAGGAAAACUGUUAAUAUAUGCAGUAUAGGUUGUUACAAGGAUACUGUCCCUCCCUGAAGGCACUAAAGAAAAACUUUUUCUGUGGUACAUUUCCACAAUAGGAGUCAGGUUACUAGUCCUGUUUCCCUGUAGUUUUGACUGAAAGGAAGCUCAGUUCAGCUUUCUAGCUAUAGGGUUGUCAUUUAUAUUUUUUGUAUUCACUUCCUGUUUUUGUUGUUGUCCCCAUUUAUUUUUUUUUUUUUGCUUUUAAAAUUUUAAGGUAUGUUUUAGGUAUAAUUUACAUGCAAUAAAAUGUAUAGAUUUUAUGUUUUUGGCUUUCUGGUUUAUAUUUGCUUUUGUCUGGAUCUGGGUUACCUUGGGAGCCAUGUUUGCUAUUGAGGAGACUCAUGUGUUGACUGCCUUCUACUUACCUCUCAUCCACUUCCUGUCCCCCCAGGCCCAGCUCUACUGAGAAAGACUUUCCCAGCCAACGUAGAGGGGCCAAAGGCUAAUAAACACCUCAGGUUUUCUCAUUCUCUCUCCUAAUGUUCACUGGAGAGAUGGGAGGGGAAAAUCACUGGCAACUGUAAGGAGAAAGAAGUAAGGAAACAGGUGGAUGUACAUGUGCUGUGAAGCUAGAAAUGUAGCUGCCUCAACUCUCAUAUGAAAUGAGACAAUGUACAGGCAGGAUUUUGAAUGCAUGUGUUCCUGAGAAUACAGAAGUUGAGUGUGAGAAAUGUGGACCCUACACAUGCUGUAUAAAAAGGGGCUUGGUUCCCUGAAGCUAAAAAAUAGAAUAAAAUCCCUUCUUAUACUUACACUGCCUAGUCUUGGCUUUUACAGAUCUAACAUUCUACUAUUGUGUUUUUUCCCCUUGUUGUUGAGCACACACUUGACCAGCUUUAAGUCCUGUGAAUACCAGAUCAAGCUUUAAGAAUUGCCACUGGACACUUGUGUCCAUCUUUGUCUUUUGUAUCAGUGAAAGGAAAUUCACCACUAAAAUAAGCAGGUAAUGCAAUAUAUUUCUUAAAUAUCAUAACAAAUAUGACUCCACAAACAAAGUCAUCAAUACUGAAUUUGUGAGUUGUAGGAAGGGCCCAGAUGUCAAUCUAUAUUUGCAAAUCUGGAUGGGGCUUUUAGAUUAUUUUUGAAUGUACUUGCCAGUGUUCAAUUUUUGAAAGGUUAGGUUGGAUGAAAGUUUGAGACUAUUUUGAUAAAUUUUAUGGAGGAAAACGCAUAAUUAUUCCCACUUUAUAAAUGAAAGUAAAGGGAGAUGCCAUAUUUGGGAGUUCAAAUCUGAUGUCUUCCUUCUACCUCUGCUUUACUUUAACCAUUUCCUGAGUAAGACCCCUAAAAGAACUAGGAAACUUACAGUCUUGUCAACAUGUCACCUUUGUGAGUGAUUCUGCCAGAGCUGCAUGGAAAUCUGCCAUCUUUGACUGUCAGAGCUGAGCAGGGCAGCUUUUCAGCUCAACUUCUUUGUUCUCCCUUACCUUAGUGUGGGGAGGCUGUGGCUCUCCAAGAGGCCAUGCAGAGACAUGAAGGUGGCGUCAGGAUCAAACUUCAGGCUCAGGACUCCUGGCUUCCAGCAUGUGCCAAAGUGUGCCAUCUGUGCCUCUUGGGAUGCUAGGUGAUUUUAGGUGGAAUGUGGGAAAUACUUUAUACUAGGACUUAUGUCUUAUUCUAAUGUAUAUGAAGAGAAAAUUAUAACUACCACUUUAUUUUUUAGGAUUUGGGUAAGUGUUUUUAAAGGGAUCUCUCAUCUGUGGUGGUGCAUGCCUGUAAUCCCAGAUACUUGGGUGGCCAAGGCAGGAAGAUCCCAACUUUGAGGCCAGCUCUGGCAAGUUAGUGAGGCUAUCUGAAAAUAAAUUUUUAAAGUUUUUAAAGAAGUCUGGGGCUAUAGCUUAGUGGUACAGCACUUGCUUAGUAGGCCUGACAUCCUAUGCUCAAUUGCCAACACUACAAAAAACAAAUGAAUAAAUAAAUGAUCUAUUAAGUUAUAGUACAGAUGAUACAUGGCAGUGGCAAAAUCUAGAGGCACAUGCUGGGAAGGAAGCCUCUUAUUUAUUCUAACUCUGUCUAGUUUGUUUCCUCCAUCCAUUGAUGGUUCCUGCUCUGGCUGUUGCUUUCUUGUUCUCUCAUCCUGAUGAUUCUCUACUCCUGUCCCCACACUGCCUCCUGCUGGCUUUCCUCUGAUAUUUGAGUGCCAAGCAAUCACAUCUCCCUUCUCCUCAUGACCAUUUCUUUUCUGCUGACAGAAUUACCUAGAGGCUGACCUCCUCCUUGGCACCAGAUCUACCUUGAUCCAGUGUCCUGAGGCUUCUGGGAAGGCAGUUAGUGAAGUUUUGUUCUUUAAAUCCCGGAGAGCAGGAAAGUAGUUAAAAAGUCCCCUCCAGCAUGUGUUUCAGGUGUCAAAAGUUGAGACUCUUAAAAUACAAGUACAGUAUGUAAUAGGCCAUGGGGCCAGACAUUUCAAGAUCAGUCAUAGUAGAUGUUGAACCAGGCAGGUGGUCGUUUGGUCUCUCUCCCUCUAAGCCCAUACCUCUAACACCCACCAAUGCUUUUUCCUUGCCAAAAGCCCCCUCUCCACAUCUGUGGAGGCUGGGUCUGGGGGCUAUAGUCUCCAGUCACUGUUGCAUGAAUGGCUGAGAUCUGUUGUAUUACAAAUUGAGGCCUCUCCUGAGGGUUUGGUAUCUUUGGCCUGUGUGCCCUCACUUUUGGGGUUGGGCUCUCCCCCAGGUGAGUUUCUGCCAUUGUGUAGAGCACUCCCAAGUUGCUUGUUACAAUGCUCAAAUCUUCCUUACACCAAGCCUCCCAGAAGUCAGGCUACCUGGGGUUGGCCUUGUCUAGGGAAAUCCUUUCCCUGUGUAUUUAAUUUUUUUCUCUUUUAUUCUGAGACAGAACAAAACAUAUUUGUCUUUUCCCUCCCAGGUGGUGGAGAAUAGAUUAUGUUUACUUAGGUCAUUUAUUAGUUCUUGUUGGAAUACGAGAGGACUGUGACACUAAAGCUGGGGUUCUUUUUUGUUUGUGUUGUGGAUCAAACCCAGGGCCUUGUGUAUACUAAGCACAUUUUUUUUUUUUUUUGCCUUCCCUUUUUUUUUUUGCUAAGCACAUUUUUUUAAGACAGGAUCUCACUAUGUUGCCCAGGCUGGCCUUGAUCCCUGAGGCUCAAGCCAUCUUCUGGCCUCAAUCUCUAGCCUAGUCCUCAGUCUAAGACUACUGGCUGGUGCCACUGUACCUGGCUAAACAGGUUCUUAAGGAAACUGCAGGUUUUCAGCUCUGUGGAUGUCAGACAUAGAAUCAUGUGUAUCUUCAGUUUUGGGGAAUUGUCUUCUCAAUGCUGCUGCUGAUGUUUGUGUUUGGUUGGGAUGUUUAAGGUGAGAGAUUAUGGGGUCAUUGCUGGGUAUAAUUUGCCCUUAACACAAACAGUGCUUUUGUAAUAUAGAAUGAAUGUCCAGAGAAAGUAUUUGCUGUAGGUAUAUUUUUUGUAAUUAGAUCAAGCAGUGUUUAGACUGUCUCUGGAAUAUGGACAUUUUUUUGUUGUUCUGGGGAUUGAAACCAGGAGUGCUUUACCACUGAGCUCAUCCCCAGUCUCUUUUUAUUUUAAGACAGGUCUCACUAAGUUGUUGAGUUUUUCACUAAAUUGAUGAGGCUUGCCUCAAAUUUAUGAUCCUCCUUCUUCAGCCUCCUGAGUCACUGGCCUUACAGGUGUGCACCACUGGUUUGGAAAUAUGUUUUUAAUAGUUAUUCAUAGUGAUGAGGUCUUACUUGUUCUAUAUCCUGCAGGAAAACAGGCUGGGCUUAAAAAAAAUGUAGGAUAAAAAUAACUAUAUUUUCAGUGCUCAAGCUUAGUUCUGUCUUUUCAGUGCCAUGUGUAUUAUGAUUAUGUUGUUAACCAGUUGUGUCUUUAAAGAAAGUCUAGCAUUCAUGAUUCUGAUUCCUCAUUAACUCUGAAGCUCCAUUAAAACUUUUUGUCAGGUAUCCCAAAUAGUGCUUUCAGAUUUGAAUUAAAGUAGCUUCUUUCUAUUAUAUCUGCCAUCUAAUUUAUGAUUCUCAAACUUAUCAGUCUCAGGCUUCUUAAUGUUCUUAAAAGGUGUUGUUUAUGUAGGUUAUAUUUAUUGAUGUUUACCUUAUUAAAAACAUAAAAAAUUAAAAUGUUUAUCAUUUAAAGGUAUCAACAAAUCCAUCUCGUUAAUAUAUUUUUAAUGAAACUUUACUAUUUGUCCAAACUUUAAUGAAGAGUUUAUUAUUCUAUAUUUUUGAAAAUCUGUUGUGAAUGUGUGGCAUGCUAGAAGAUAGGUGGAUUCUCUUAUCUGUUUUGGUUGAAGAAUAUGGAGAAAAUGACCUCACACAAAUGUAUAUUUGAGAAAAGGGAGGUAUAAAUUAAUAAUUUUUUUCAGAAAUUCUUUGAUACUACAUCUGCUAAAGCGUAGUUGCAAUGUAAAAUCAAGCUUUUCCUUCUCUAUUAAUAUUCAUUGGUUAAAUUUA